UUGUGCACCUAUCACCAUGGUUGARACCCGAAAAGGGACGGUUACYASCCCCUAUACCGCUGAACRGCAAGAGAAAAUGGUCGCCUUAGUCAGRGAGAACAKGGAGAGGAAAGAGCGGGAGAAGCAGGUGAAGCUGAAGGCUAUCGCAGAUGAGCAGGCGGCGAAGAUGAGGGAAUUAGAGGAGGAGAUGGAGAAAAAGAAGAAGGUUGCUGAAGAAGAAGCGGCAGYAGAAGAAGAAAAAGAGAGAAURAGGAUWGAGAGUAGAGAGGGAAGUAGUGGMACGAAGAGGGACACAGACGCAGAGAYGGAGAAGAAGAUAAGYGAGUGGGUUGCUAAUUUAUCGUUGGGGGAAGACGAAGAGGCAGAGUCCAACGUGACUGAGGAUGAGAGAGCUGCGCUGGUCAGUGAGCUAGCAGCAAUGACAAAUCCUAUGGAUCGGCGCGAGAGGGAGGAGGAGCAGAAGUUGGCAUGGAAGUUAAGAAUGAAGAGGGAGAAGAAGAGGAGGAGAGAGGAAGUAAGCAAACUGACCGUAGAGGUGGCGAAGGUACAGGAGUGUACGAGAGAAGUGGAGGCCCAGGCAGAUGACAAGGCCAAGUGGGAUAACAUAUUGGGGUACCUAGAGGUGCUAAGCAAAGUCUGGAUGGAGGAGCGCCAGGCAAGUUGGAGCCAAGACGUUGCUUUGAAUGCCAUGCGGUCGGGGUUCAGCGACUUUGCGUGCGAAAUCGUCACCCAUAUCGGGGGCGAAGUCAAUGUAGGGAAGUUUUGUGAGGGCACCAUAGAGGGUGCCAAAGCGAUAUCCGCUGCAGAGGGCGAGGGCAGACCCCGUAAAGAGCAUGUCAAGCUCAAGUUCCUAGACGCAUAUGGGGGUGAGAAGGAGGAAAACUUUGACAACUGGGAAGCCAGUGUCAAUAGUUAUAUAUAUUUACAACACAUUCUGAUGGAGGAGCAAGUCCUCGUGGCCUUCCAAGCCCUCAAGGAUGAGGUAGUUAGUUUCGCCAGGUCCCUUGCGCGCGCACUCACUUCUCCACAUGGCCUUGAAGUAGGGGCAGUUGCAACCCCUACUGGCGGCUGCCUUUUGACUGUUGGGCAUCCCAACGGGCCUAUCUAUACUUAGGACAAUAUUUGAUAACGUGGGCCGGGUCACCAUAGAAUACGCACCGACCCUGGUCCACCCGUUCC
Molecule: messenger RNA, 1179 nt
Organism: Chara braunii
Lineage: Eukaryota; Viridiplantae; Streptophyta; Charophyceae; Charales; Characeae
Source: the annotation of a GenBank genome assembly